Messenger RNA from Trichechus manatus latirostris (Florida manatee), 1454 nucleotides. RefSeq names its product transmembrane protein 86A (gene TMEM86A). The coding region runs from base 1 to 780 and encodes 259 amino acids. Lineage: Eukaryota; Metazoa; Chordata; Mammalia; Sirenia; Trichechidae. The transcript has 2 exons. The record is from RefSeq and is a predicted model, not a curated record. Gene Ontology annotation, molecular function: hydrolase activity. Gene Ontology annotation, cellular component: membrane.
AUGCUUGGGUUGAGGGUGCUGGCUCUGAGUCUCCAUGGGAGCUCCCCAGCCCUGAGUAUUUCCCUAUGUGUCCUCCAGGUGAAGAGCGAGGGACCCAAGCUGGUGCCCUUCUUCAAAGCCACAUGUGUGUAUUUUGUGCUCUGGCUGCCCUCAUCCAGCCCGUCAUGGUUCAACGCCCUCAUCAAGUGCCUGCCCAUCUUCUGCCUUUGGCUCUUCCUUCUGGCCCAUGGCCUAGGAUUCCUGCUGGCCCACCCCAGUGCCAUGCGCAUCUUUGUGGGGCUCGUCUUCUCUGCUCUGGGUGAUGCCUUCCUCAUCUGGCAGGAUCAGGGCUACUUUGUACAUGGUCUGCUGAUGUUUGCUGUGACCCACAUGUUCUACGCCUCGGCCUUUGGCAUGAGGCCACUGGCCCUGCGGACAGGACUGGUGAUGGCAGUGCUGGCAGGCCUGUGCUAUGCCCUCCUCUACCCGGGCCUUUCAGGUGCCUUCACCUACCUGGUGGGGGUCUAUGUGGCCCUUAUCAGCUUCAUGGGCUGGCGAGCUAUGGCAGGGCUACGACUGGUUGGGGCAGCCUGGCGCUGGACUGAGCUGGCGGCUAGCAGUGGUGCAUUGCUCUUUAUGGUCUCAGACAUGACCAUCGCCUUUGACAAGUUCCGCUUCCCUGUGCCCUACUCCCGGGCACUCAUCAUGUCCACCUACUACGCCGCCCAGAUGCUCAUCGCCCUGUCUGCUGUUGAGAGCCGGGAGCCAGUGGAAGACUAUGAACUGAGGAAGGCCAACUGAAAGGCUGGGGUAUGGUCACCCCUCUCUCCUCCUGGGACUGGAAUUCAGGACCUGGGAAACUGCAGGACCUGGAUCAGGAUGGCUGCAGUGCCAGCCUGGGGCAGCGGGUACCACCUGGCAAGUUUGAAGAGGUGAGCAGGAAAAGGAUCUCCCUAGCAAAACUAAUGGUCCAGGAUAAUGCUGAGAGCUAAAAAGAGCCAACCUAGUGCCCCUUGCUGGACUGUCAAAGCCCCCUGAGGGUGAUGGUGCUGUUUCUUAACUGCCCCCCAUCCCUACUAAGGGGGAGGACUCUAACUCCAUGUCUUAUGCCCAGGAAUGGUGAUCCCACCCUCUCUGAUCUGCGCAGAGUUGAGGGAAAGGGGAGAAAUCUGUGCUGAGAUGACCCAGGCCCAGGGCUUGAAGCCCUUUUCUCAGGCCCCUAGUUGGGAAGAUUGGAUGAGGGUGGAAUCUCCCUUUCUCUCAUCUAUCCUUGUUACUUGAACAAUCUCAAUCUCUAAGGGGUGAGUGGGAAGGUAAAGGGGUGUCUGUUCAGGGUAGGCAGGAGAGGAGACUGCCUUGGCCAGAAAAGUUGGAGUACCAAGGAUUCAGGUUGGUCCCACCUCUCUCACAGGCCAGCCUAGAGCUCAGGCCUCACACCGCCAUCCUCAGACCCCAUCCCUGAGGCUAGGGUAAAC